CAAUAUUGCGCAAGAUGAAGUCGCGAUCCCGUCCCAGUGGAAGACGCCCGGCGAGUGUCGGCUGAAAGCUCCGUCAGAAUCAAAACAUUGCCGAGGUCUCCAAUGGUCGCUUGUCAAUGUGUCGUCGCCAUGUGAUUCCGUUUCCGUGACAGGAGGAUUGUUAACAAAAUGAGGCGGAUGAAAAUCCGGGCCGUGCCCAACAUUGGGGGUGGUGGGAACAUACAGCGAGUUAACCAGCAGAGGAAGCCUCCUGAUGUGAACCCUGAUGCUCAGUCAUCCACAGAAACUUCAAAGACGAAGACUGAUACUCAUGGAACUACCAAUACAUUGCUUGAACAAUCUGUAGCAGGUAACUCAUCAAAAACUGAGCUAGUUGAUAAUGGAGAGACUACUGGAAAGAAAGCUGCCAUUACAAUUGAACUAGAUUCUAGUGAUGUAAAGCAAGUUGGAUUGGAAACCGUAUGCUCUAAGUCUGAUAGUCCAACUUUUCACUCAUAUCAAAAUACUUGCAGCAGUGAAGACUGUGAUAGAGAUAAAGUUUGCCCAGAUGUAGAGGUACUACCAACAUUUUCCUCCGAGAAAAGAAAAGAACCAUUAUCAAAUAUUGACGAUGAAAUCCAAGAGGUUGCAGCAACUGAAAGCAUUCAGUGUUUGGGAACCUAUAAAAGAUUGCAUUCUCCACUCAAGCCAAGUUCAACAGAGCUUUCUGCAACUUCAAAUGAAGUUGAAAUUGCUUUAGAGACUCGGAAUGAACUAUCAGCUGCAUUUGAUGGGAAGACAGUCUGUUCAUCACUUGAUAAUGCUGAAAAUUCAAAGUCCAGGUCAUCUUCUGAUGGAAAGACAGUCAAUAUAUCAUUGGAUAAUGCAGAAAAUUCACAGCCCAACAUUAGAAAAUCAAAUGAGAGGAGUCCAAAACAUGACGCAAAUCCAUUGUCCCCUGUUAGUGUUGUAAAUUGUGUAACAGAUGAUGGCAGUAAAGGAACAGGCAAUAUUAGUUCAGUAAGUACAGAAGUGGUAAUAGAUGAUGAGAAACUGAAUGGCACAGAAACUGAAAAAAGUGUUAUAACCUUAGAAAGUGACACGGUAAGUGUAGCCUCAGUUGGCAUGAGUAGGGAAAAGACACCACCUGUACCCCUGGGAACACUCACUAGGAGGCCUAAGAUACGUGCAAAACCAUCAUUUAUUAGUAAUAUUGGAAAGAAAACAUCGAGCCUUAGCAAAAAGGAAGUAAGUGUACCAGUUACUCCUGUAAUUAAAGCACAGACUGCAGAAGUGAUAUUGGAUGAUGAAGAUAAUACUAAUGGUAAUUCAUUAUCCAAAAGCAAUGAGGCUACAUCUAUUGAAGAGAGAAAUGAAGUAGAAAUUCAAGACUCUCAAUGUCUCGGUGCAAAAUCCCAGGAGAUAUUAUUAGAUGAUGGUAAUGACAUACAGGGAGUUGGCAGUAAAGAUGUGUUAACUAAGAGAAAUGAAGGGACUAAUGGAAUCCCAAAUGGUCAUUCUGAUGAUGUCUUGUUUGAGAAAAUAGUUGUAGAUAAAGGAGAGAUGUUGGUGCCACCUGUGCAGAUUAUUUCCCAAGAGAAAUCAUUGCCCAAAGUAGUUGGCCCAAGUAUCAGACGACGUAAAAUUAAUGCAAUGCCGUCCAUAGUGAAAUUUGGAAGAAAACAGACGCUAGGUGUUGAGUCUUCAAGAACUUCUGAUGAUAUAAACCAUGGAAAAUCAGAUCAAGACAAGCAAAUUACCCAGUUGGCUGUUAAUGGAACCAGUAAUAGUGGUAAUAGCAGUAGUAAUGGGACUUUUGAGGUGGAAGAAAAAAUGACAAAGGAAGUUGAUGAAAAGGAAAUUAGUGCCAAACAAAACAAAGAAAUUAUUACAGAAGAAAGCUUUAACUCCUUGUCAUCAGUGCAUACUGAAAAUAAACAGGAUUUGCCAACCUCAACCGAAGAUAGUGAAUCAUUUUUUCCAUUGAAACUAUCACAGUCUGACUCUUCUGAGAAUAGUGGUUCAGCAAACAUAAAAAUAACAGAAAGUAUACCACAAGUCAGUACUGCUGAGAGUACACCGUCCAUAUCCUUGUCUAAUAAUAUAAGGCGAUCUAAGAUUCGUGCGAAGCCUUCCCUUUUUUCUAAAAGAAAGACACUUCAAGUUGAAGUUCAAGAGGAUUUGGUGGAGGUUGGCAAAGAAAGUAAAGUUGCAGAAGGUGCUAAGGACCAAACACAAGCAAGAUUACUUGCGGAAAAGAUAUCGGAGGACAAAGCGGGCAAGACUAGAAAUGAAAUUAGCACUGAUUGUUCUUUAGCAACAUCAGAUAAUGUCAAUAACCAAACACAAACAAGAAUACUUGCUGAAAAGUUAUCAGAUGAGAAAGCUGGUGAGAAUAAAAUUGAGAAAAAUACUGAUCACUGUGAUGCAGUGCCAGAUAGUAUAUGUAAGUCGAAUGAAGCCCUGGAGAGCACACAAUCUGUUUCUAAAAGUAGUGUCAUUGCUAAGAAAAGACAGUUUUCUGAAGGAGGUGGUCAUUUUGAUACUAAAACAAAAAAAGGAACUCUGUAUAAUAGGAAAAAGGUAGAUACUGCAGUAAAUGAAUUAGCCAUUAGUGAUGACAGUGGUGGGGACAAAGAAAAUUCCUCUAAAUGCGUAAGUGUUGGAAAAACUGCAAGACGAGAGCGCCACGUUAAAGAAUCAGGCAAAGUACCAACUUACACUAAAAGUAAAUCAAAAUUGUUGCGACAUGACUCGCAAGAUAAAAAACCGACAGUCAAAUCUGAAAAGAAGUUGAAUUCUAGUGAUAAUUUUGAUAGUGAUUCUGAAGAAAGCUUGCAAAAAAAGAUUUUCAGGGAAAGGAAAGAAAAGUUCAGAAAGAAACUUAGUCAGAGUCAAGGGAAUAUAGAACGUGGUCAGAUGACAAUGUUUGAUUUAAUCUUUUGGAAUCCAAUCAAUAACCCUAUGCCAGGUAGAACUGAAAUGAAUAAAAAGAAGGAUAAUGUCAGUUCGGGUGGUGUAGAUGAUGUAGCUUCAGAUAUUUUGGAAGAACAAAUGGUUGAUGACCUUGGGUUGGAGUGUAAAAGUGUUGCAGAAGAAUCAAAACCUAACUCACCUGGCUCUCACAGAGAUGAAGUAGAGGGGUGUGAUGAAGAUGGUUUAUCCCCCAAAUCAAACCAGCUUGAUGCGGAAAAUUGUGAAGGAGACGAAGACAAAAAAAAGGAGGAGGAUGAAGAGGAGUCUGUUCGUGAUGUUUUUGCACCUCAGGUUAAAAUUGGUCCUAAUGGACAAAUUAUUUUAGAUGAACAAAGUAUAAAAAUUCAGACAACAGCAGCAAAGAAUCGCGAUGAAAUCUUGAGUAAAGCCGAGGUGGUUGAAGAAAGUAACGACACUGCUCAUUAUGGGAAGUGGAAUAAGAAACGAAGACGCUCUUGCGAGUGGACCCUGAAGGAGACUGCGCGGUUUUACAAGGCUUUGUCCACAGUAGGGACUGAUUUCUCUCUCAUGGAAACUCUCUUUACUUGGAGGUCUAGAGCAGAAUUGAAAACAAAAUUCAAAAAAGAAGAACGGACUAAUAGGGAGCUUGUGGAUAGAGCUCUUAAGGAUUCUACGCAGUUUGACUUCACACCAUUUGAUGAGGAGUCUGACUAUGACCCAGAGGAGGACAGGAAAGCGUCCCGUAUUGCCGAGAGAGCAGAGGCCAAACGUAAGCGACUUGAAAUGAAGCAAUCGCAGAAAGAAGAGGAGAGGUUAAGGAAAAAAAUGCAGAUGAGAGAAAAUAUAAAGAGGAAUAAAGAACGCCAAGCAGUACUGAGAAAAGUAAGGAAUCAGAUGAAAUCGAAAAAGAAAGCUAAGAGAACAACAGAUACAGAUCAGUUAAACGAUGCAGUGGAUGAUGGCGUUAGUGCUAGCGAUUCAGAUGCUGAAUAUGAGCCUUCUCAGAAAUUAGGGUUGAAGGCUAGUGGCCAAGAUCCUGUACCAGAUUUGCCAAGGAAAAGAAGAGUUGUGAAACCAAAGUUGAAGAAUAGCGAUCAAGAUCCUGCAGAAGACCUACCAAGGAAAAGAAGAGUGUUGAAGAAGAAAAGACCGAAGACAUGGAAAUCUUCCAGUCCUUUGGAAAUCAGUGAAGUAACUGUUACUGUGGAAACAGUCAAGUCUCAAAAGAGCGAUAUGACAGUUCCUGUUACAUAUGAUACUGGUUGUGAAAUGACAGUUUGUGAGGACGUAUCCUUGUUGGAGUCUACUGGAUUAGACAAGGAAAAAAGUCAGGAUAAACAGAGCACAGAUAUUGCAUGUAGUACAUCAGCUGAUGUGAUUGCAAGCCCUGCCCAUAACAUUAUAUCAUCGGAGUUAAAGGGCACAGUUGGUAGUUCAGAAGUCAGAGUUAUUUCAUCAUCAAUUUCAUCAACUGAAGAGCCAUUAGAAAGCAAAUCAGGUUUUGGGAAUGGUAAGAUGUGGGAUGUACCUCUUUCUGCAGUUAAAGUGAAUGAAGAUGGAACAAAUAGCGUUAGUAUUCCAACUGAAACUGGUGAGAAAAUUGUCCCAGUGCCCCACAUACCUCCAGGAACGUCUAAUGUUUUGGUUGUUGCUACGAAAGGAGUGGAAACCCAAGGCGAUUACAUAUACCAUGUAUAUACGAUUUCGCCUUCACAAGAAUAGCUACCUCAUAUUGGGAGUAAAAUACAUAAUGCCUGCUCACUGUAAUUGUAAAUUUAUUUGUAUAUACCAAGAUUAUGUUUUUUAUAUUUAUUUAUAUUUGAUUGUAUAUAUUGUAACUUUUACUUUUGGGUAUUUUUAUAUUCAUGAAUUUUUUGCAAUGUUUACGUAUUUAAACAGUAUUUUCUAUGCAAAUGAGCUUUAAGAAAGCUUUUUGUAGUAUAUUAAUGUAAAUAUGUCUUCAUGGUAUUUAAGCAAACCUUGUUACUGUAUAUAAAAAGUGUAUAGUGAAUGCAAUUUAUAAAAGACAAUUUCGUUUAAUUAGAAUGUUUGGGUUAUGUCAGUGCCAUAAUUUGGAAAGAUGUUCCAGUGUAACUUAUCAAAAUAAUUUCUGUGUAGGGUCCCUUUGUAAAUUAAUGUUUUCUGUAAUGCAGCAUCCAACAAUUCUCUUAUUUUAUUCACCUGACAAACAGCUUCUUUAAUCAUAAUUGUUAACUAAUGUACAGCUUUUUAAGAAAAAUUAUUGUGCAAGUCAGUCCAAUGCUUCUGUUCCCUAUAGUGAAAUAAUCAAGUACUUUGUGGGUCAAGGUUCCUAUGGUUCCAGUAAAUAUUGUACUUGCAGUUCUCCUAUGAGUGGAUGUAACAAAUAUUUUCUUUUCUUAUGACUAAAGGCGUUUAAGAGUUUCAGAUAUAUAAAGCUGAUGAUAUAA
Molecule: messenger RNA, 5345 nt
Organism: Macrobrachium nipponense
Lineage: Eukaryota; Metazoa; Arthropoda; Malacostraca; Decapoda; Palaemonidae
Gene: Bdp1
Exons: 7
Coding region: 169-4638 (1489 amino acids)
Biological process (GO): RNA polymerase III preinitiation complex assembly
Cellular component (GO): transcription factor TFIIIB complex
Molecular function (GO): TFIIIC-class transcription factor complex binding
Source: RefSeq, a predicted model, not a curated record